Messenger RNA from Xenopus tropicalis (tropical clawed frog), 2663 nucleotides. It is a transcript of the gene strada, whose product is annotated as STE20-related kinase adaptor alpha. The transcript has 13 exons. Bases 161 to 1426 code for a protein of 421 amino acids. The record is from RefSeq and is a predicted model, not a curated record. Gene Ontology annotation, cellular component: cytoplasm; nucleus. Gene Ontology annotation, molecular function: ATP binding; protein serine/threonine kinase activator activity. NCBI's taxonomy places the organism in Eukaryota, Metazoa, Chordata, Amphibia, Anura, Pipidae.
CGCAAUAGAGCGGUCACAUGGUAUUACCACAUGACCGUGACGUCACGAAGGUCCCUUCCGAGGAAAGGAACUAGCCGCUACCGUAAAUAAAGCCUCCACUACACAUCCAGACUGUACAGUUUAUGGCCUUUGAACGCCCGGGCAGCACUAAAAGGACCCCAUGUCUUUUCUUCGCUGGGUGUCAGACAAGAUCCUGGUUGAUGGUUUGAGAGAGCUGGAGUUUUUUGGAGACUCGCAUUUAGGGGACUCUCAAAGGAAAACCAAUGAAGCAGCGAGUGUUGAAUCCGUAGCAUCCUCCCAUGGUCCCAACACUAUGGGGAUCUACACCCCGGACAGCAGUUGUUAUGAACUGCUUACUGUGAUAGGUAGAGGAUUUGACGACUUGAUGACUGUAAAUUUAGCUCGUUACAGGCCAAAUGCAGAAUAUGUAUGUAUCAGGAGGGUGAAUUUGGAGUUCUGCACCAAUGACAUGGUUACCUUCCUGCAGACUGAGCUCCACGUGUCCAAGUUGUUCAACCACCCCAAUAUACUUCCCUACAGAGCCACAUUUAUAACUGACAAUGAGCUUUGGGUGGUUACUCCCUUUAUGGCUUAUGGUUCAGCCAAAGAUCUAAUCUGUACUCACUUUACAGAUGGGUUGAGUGAGCUGGCGAUCGCAUACAUUCUUGUAGGAGUUCUAAAAGCUUUGAAUUAUAUCCAUCAUAUGGGAUACGUUCAUAGGAGUGUGAAGGCAAGUCACAUCCUCAUUUCUCUGGAUGGCAAGGUUUACCUCUCUGGCCUACGCAGCAUCCACAGUAUGAUAAACCAUGGGCAGCGCCUUAAGAUGAUACAUGACUUUCCCAAGCACAGUGCCAGGGUCCUUCCCUGGCUGAGCCCAGAGGUCCUCCAGCAGAACUUACAGGGGUAUGACGCUAAAUCAGAUAUCUACAGUGUGGGAAUCACAGCAUGUGAGCUUGCCAAUGGCCAUGUACCGUUUAAAGAUAUGCCAGCCACUCAGAUGCUGCUGGAAAAGUUGAACGGCACAGUCCCCUGCCUGCUGGACACAGCCACCAUUCCAGCCUCCGAGCUUACUAUGAAAACAUCUCGUUCUGGAGCAGACUCUGGCAUUGGAGAGGGGACGUCCAGUCGUCCUUCCAAUGGGGAGCCAUCUAUGCACCCUUAUAACCGCAGCUUUUCGCCGCAAUUCCACAGUUUGGUGGAGCAGUGUCUACAGAGAAACCCUGAGCUGAGGCCGAGUGCAGGUACCCUCCUCAAUCAUUCCUUCUUCAAACAGAUAAAACGCAGAGCAUGUGAUGCCCUCCCAGAACUGCUUUGUCCUGUCUCGCCAAUCACCAGCUUUGAAUCAGCAAGAACACUGAAUCCCCAGUCGGUUUUGGAAGUGGCAUCUGGGUUGGAGCAACUAGCUGUAGAGGACUGGGACUUUUAGGGUAAAAAGGAGGAAUUCAGAUCCUGUUCAUGUUUACACUGCACGUAUCCCAAGCGGUUCAUUGGGAAUGAGUGCAAGGGGGGGUUAACCCUUUCACUUACACUGCUUAGGAGUUUGUACAGCACCAUUGUUUAUGGUGAAAACUCUUCAGCACUAGAACUCACGUCUUUGUACAUUUCUUUCCCAUUGCCUGUGCUUGAUGACUGGUGUAUUUAAUUCCCCUGUUUUUGUAUGCUGAAACUGUUUGUUCAACAGCAGCCCUCACUCAACACAAUUUGUUUAUUUUCUGGAAUCUGGAUGUUUGCGUCAGAACCUCUCAUGCUGGUUAUGUGUUAAUAAUAAGGCAAUUUAUUUGCAACGUUGCAUGUUUCUCUCCAGCUGUUCCUAAACAGGGAUCAGGGCCAGAGAUAAAGAGCAAUGCAGUAAGGCCACCAGCUAAGCAUAUUUUUAGACCAGUGGGGCCUAAGGCAUAUGCUGUCUCUGCCCUAAACCUGGUUCUGAUUGGAAGCUGGAGUUCUGUGAAUUAAACAGAAGUUACCAUUCAUUUAUUGAUAUGCUUGGGGUCUCUGGGCAAAGCAGACCAUCCAAGUGCUUGACUUGAAAACCAGUGACUUACCUUAUGUUUUUUUCAGGCUAUCACGUCUGACUAGUUGAUAAUAAGUUUAGAAUUGACUAUUCAAGUUUGCAUCAACUUUGUAUUUUAAUAUACCUGAUUUCCAUUCAUAUUUUAAACUGACAUGUGAUGUUCACAUUGCAUGAAAGUAUGACACUUUAUAAAGCUGUGUUGCCCUUUUGUCUCUCAUUUGAUCCCAUUUUUCUUUCCCAGCUGAGCCUUCUGUUGCCCACUUCAAUACCUUCCUGCCCCGUCCACUUUUUAAAACCCUCUCCAACGUGGUGCUGCUGCUCAUGCAACCUUAUGCAGUGCUCCUUCUGCCCUGGAUAGUGAUGUCAUAUGUGGAUAAAGUAGGUUAAUUGGAUAUUUGAACUAACAUUAUGGGUGCAUAUGAUGGCAGCAGAAAUGGUAAGCCCAUGAUUGAAAAUAGAGCACCAUGUCUAGUCUCCAAUGGAAAAAGAAGAGAUUGCAGUCUAUUCCUGUCUUAGGUAAAUCUCCCUUCCCUGUAGAGUGAGGUGUCUAGCUGGCAGCAGCACUGACAGGUCAGUCUUAUGUUAUAAGCUGGAGAUACUCUGUUACACACAUUUUGUUGCCAAAGGAAUAAAUUUUAAAUAUUUCACUACA